This is a messenger RNA of Gongylonema pulchrum, 573 nucleotides long. NCBI's taxonomy places the organism in Eukaryota, Metazoa, Nematoda, Chromadorea, Rhabditida, Gongylonematidae. The record is from the annotation of a GenBank genome assembly.
CUGUUCUGUCAGGACUGUCAAUAUGCCUGCCACGUUAGUUGCUUGCCGAAAGUGCCACCGAUAUGUCCAGUGCCGCCUGAAGCCAGAAGACCGUUGGGCAUUGACCCACAAAAAGGAAUAGGCACCGCAUACGAAGGCUUGGUGAAAACGCCGAAGCCGUCUGGCGUUAAAAGAGGUUGGCAGGCAACCUACGUGGUUGUUUGUGACUUCAAGCUGUACCUUUAUGACUGCAGCAUCGAUAAGCAUGGAAAAGCAGUCGAUAUUCAUCCUGUAAUUCGGCAGGUAACAAUGUCCCUUCUGCUUCGAUAUCAGUAUGAACAAGUACUGGAUAUGCGAGAUUCGGAUUUCACAGUAACUGGCGUUACGGAGUCCGAUGUUAUUCAUGCAUCGAGGUCCGAUUUGCCAAAAAUAUUCCGUAUUACAACGAGUCAGAUACAUGGUACACUGCCAACAUCGGGUAUCAACACCACCGGAUCAACAUCAAGCAGCGGAAGUGGCACUUCCGAAGGACCUGUCUCACGCCAGUACACUCUCCUUAUGGCCGACAAUCAUGAGGUUUCUGGUUUUUCUUGA